This is a messenger RNA of Blepharisma stoltei, 1260 nucleotides long. The record is from the annotation of a GenBank genome assembly. NCBI's taxonomy places the organism in Eukaryota, Ciliophora, Heterotrichea, Heterotrichida, Blepharismidae.
AUGAACACAAUAUUUGAAAUUGCUGACCACCAAGCUCAAGGGAUUUGGAAAUUUUGGAUGCCAUAUGACCAUAUUGACUCUUGUGAGAUUUUCAGAGGCAAGUUGUAUGAGAUGUCUAAGCAGAAAAUUCUCAAAGAAGGAGAAUAUACUUUAACUCCGAAAUUCUUAAUAAAUUUGAGUUCCUCGCCUAAGAAAAUGGUCCCGAUUGAGUGAAAGAUCCUCGAGCCUUUUGUUGAGCAUGAUGAAACGGGCAAUCAUUAUGGUUUUAGGUUAGGUCAUAACCAGCACUCCCGAGAUUUCUAUGUGUCUGAUGUUAAAUUCUUAGACAGUUGGAUCGAAAAAUUAUCCAGUCUGUGCAUAAAAACAGACAUAGAAGAUGACUAUGAAUUCAUAAAACUGAUUGGAACAGGCAAAUUCGCUCAAGUUUUCCUUGCAGAGAGCAAUGAAGAUUUCGAAAGAUAUGCAGUAAAGGCAAUAAAAAAAGACCGCCUUUUAAAGGAUUCAGAAUUACUAAACUCUCUGACAAAUGAAAUAAAAAUUAUGAGAAAAUGCAUCCACCCAAAUAUAGUAAAAUUGCAUAGAGUUUACGAAAGUAAUACUCAUGUAUACUUAGUAGAAGACUUUGUCAGAGGAGGUUGCAUGUUUACAAGAAUAAUAAAAAAGAAAAGAUUUACUAUGGAAACAAUAGUAAAACUCAGUCAUAGGCUAAUGGGAGUUCUUGAAUAUCUCGACUCAUUAAACAUUGUACAUAGGGAUAUUAAAUUAGAAAAUAUCCUAAUGGUUUCUGAACACAACGAUUAUGAAUUCAAGUUAGCUGACUUUGGGUUAGCUGAAGAAGCAACAGGGGAUCUCUUCAAAAAAUGCGGAUCUCCAGGGUAUAUUGCUCCUGAGGUAAUAAAUGGGCUUCCAUAUGGAACAAAAGCAGAUCUUUUCAGUACAGGCAUUGUUUUAUAUAUAUUAAUUAGCGGAAAAAUGCCCUUUUUUGGAAAGACAGCCCAAGAUAUACUAGUAAAGAAUAAAGAAUGUAAAUUAAAUUUCGAAGAACAAAUUUGGAGAGAGGUUUCAAUGAACUGCUUAGCAUUUGUGACUAAAAUUUUGAACAAAGAUCCUUGUCGUAGAGGCUAUGCAAGAGACCUUCUCAAACAUCCAUUUUUUAACGAAAGUAGAGUAGUUAUAGAUGAUGUAAAAAAAUUACAUAAAAGUGAAACAAAAGUAGCAGAAGAGAGGAUAAUUAUACAUAGAAAGCUAUCAAAACUUUAG